This is a messenger RNA of Candidula unifasciata, 2059 nucleotides long. The record is from the annotation of a GenBank genome assembly. Lineage: Eukaryota; Metazoa; Mollusca; Gastropoda; Stylommatophora; Geomitridae.
AUGCCUGUCUUUCACACGAAGACGAUUGAAAGUAUAUUGGAGCCUGUGGCCCAGCAGGUAUCCAGGCUGGUGAUCCUUCAUGAAGAAGCUGAGGAUGGAAAUGCAAUGCCAGAUUUAGACCAGUCUGUCCGAGUUGUCAAAGUGGCUGUGGAUAAUCUGGUCAAGGUUGGCUAUGAUACAGUUGACAGCAGUGAUGACCAGAUUCUGAAGCAAGACAUGCCUCCAGCCCUGAAACGGGUCGAAGAAUCCUCCAACUCUCUGCUAGAAGCUUCAGAACUGCUUAGAGCAGACCCUUACUCAGGGCCAGCGAGGAAGAAACUCAUAGAGGGGUCCAGAGGUAUACUACAGGGCACCUCCUCCUUGCUGCUGGCAUUUGAUGAGUCUGAAGUCCGUAAAAUCAUCAGGGUGUGUAAGAAUGUUCUGGACUAUCUGGCCAUUACAGAAGUUGUGGACAGAAUGGAUGAUUUAGUGACAUUUAUUAAGAAUUUGAGCCCUGUUCUCACAAGAAUGACCAAGGAGGUGGACUAUCGAGAAAAGGAACUGACCCAUCAGAUUCACAGAGACAUGCUGAUUAGAUCUUUGGAACAGGUUAAGGUCCUGACUCCAGUGCUCAUCAGCAGCAUCAAGAUUUUUAUCACUGCCAGCCAAUCAGACCAAGGUGUGCAGGAAGCACAGAAUAAUCGGGAUUACACUGUACGUAAGAUGUCAGAUGAGAUACAUGAGAUUAUCCGUGUCCUGCAGCUGACCACGUAUGAUGAAGAUGAAUGGGAUGAAGAUGACAUCACAGUGAUGAAGAAAGCACAGAAUGUGAUUGAAGGUAAAAUGAAGCCUGCUAGUGACUGGCUGAGAGAUCCAGCAGCCCUAAUUGGGAGUCUCGGUGAUAAGGCCGUCCAUCAGAUUAUCGAAGACUCACGAAAGAUUGCAGAAAGAUGUGCAAAUCCUGGGGAUGCUGAAACUAUACUGCGAAGUGCCAGUAAUGUGGAGAGCAUGGUCAAUGCUCUGUCUGAACUCAGGCAGCAAGGAAAGGGAAGCAGCGAAUCCGCUGACUUUCUUUCCCGGAGCAUUCAAGACCAGCUGAUGAAACUCCAGCAGCAGACGGCACAAGCAACCAUCAGCACUGAACGCAGUGGUAUCCGCAAGCCUGCCCCUACAGUGGAUGGCAAGGUUGAACAAGCUCGUCAGUGGCUGGCAAACCCUGGCCUUGAUGACAACGGACUGGGUGAGUCUGCCACGCGUUUGGUGGUCAGUGAAGGACAGAAAGUUGCCAGCUGCUGUACCGGCCCACAAAGACAGGAACUGCUGAAGCUGUGUGAAGAAUCAGAGAUUCUAACAAAUCAAAUUUCUGAACUGAAAAAGAAAGGCCAGGGGCAUGGACCUCAAGCCAAGGCUAUUGCCCGUCAUCUGGAUGAGAAGCUAACUACCCUUAAGGUCAAAGUUCAGGAUGCUCUUGUCAGUCAGGUAACUGAAGACUUCAUUGACACCUCCACACCCCUGAAGUUUCUCAGCGAAGCCUCAAUUGUCCUUAUAGGAACACCUGGUCGAGAUGACAAUUUUGAAGACAGAGUUCGUCAGUUUCAGGAGCAGUCACUUCGACUGGCCAAUACUGCUAACUCAGUGGCAACUGCUGGUGGCUGUCGGGACAAACAGACUGUGGAGGCCAUAUUUAAAAAUUCCAGCCAGCUGAGGGAUUUGACACCACAGGUCAUCUACGCUGCCCGCAUUGUAUUUUUGAAUCCCAAUAAUCAAGCUGCAGUUGAGCAUUUUAAUCAUCUGUUAAAGAAGCAGUGGUCAGAAAACAUGGAUAAGGUUCGAUCCUUGGUGGAUGAAGCUUUAGACUCUGAGGCACUUAUUCGCGCACAAGAACAAGGCAUCUUGAGAGACACAGAGAAAGUAGAAGAAGGAAUCAGGGCUGAGGACCCACCCAAGAUUGUUGCUGGUGCCGCAAACAUUGCCCGUCGAGCUGAUCGAGUCCUUCAGAUGGCAGACAUGGAGGUGCAGAACAGUGAUGAUCCUGUCUUUGUGAAUCGUGUCAGCAAGGCUUCUGUGAUUCUUUCUGCAA